GCGGCCGCCCCGCCAACCCCAUUCCUGCAGAGUCCCCCCCGGGUUUAGGCACGGCGGCAGGGGGCUGCAGGCUUGGGGGGGGUCCUUGGUGAGCAGCUGCCUGGCGAGGGGGACUUCCACCCCGGGGUUUGGGUGUGGAGGUGGAGACACGAUGGCAGGGAGGCGUAUCGCAGUCGUCUUCUUCCUCUUCAUCACGCAAGCCUGCGCACAGCCUGGUCCGUUGGAGGUGGUGGGGGUUGUUCAUGGGGUGGCGUAUCUCAGCCCCAGCCUGCAAGACGGAUACCCCCAAAUCCACUGGCGGCGCAACAACACUCUGAAAAUCGCCAGCUAUGAGAACGGGCAGGAGGUCCAGUACCCCAGCACCACCUACAAGGGACGCCUCAAGCUCUUCCUCAACUACACCCUCAAGAUCAGCCACCUGCAGAAAAGCGACAGCAGCGUGUACCAGGUCUACCUGGAGGACAAGAAUGGCAAGGAGCACAUUGAAAGCAUCCUCCUGAAGGUUUACGAUCCAGUCCCGAAGCCCACUGUGAAGGCCAAAGUGAUCAAGGAUGAGCCGGCACUGUGCAAAGUCGCCCUGGAGUGCUCGGUGGGGCUUGAAGGGGUGACCUACGAGUGGAUCCCCCCCAGGAAGCUCCUGCUGAAUAGUUCGGGUGGCUCUGAGCAGCUCGUCUCCUUCAACCCCUCAACAGAAACCUACAUCUGCAAAGUCAGCAACCCCGUCUCCUCCAACUACGCCUCGCUGACCUACAAGCACCCCUGCUCCUGGAUAGGUAUCACCCCCCACCGCCACGGUGCUCACAGGAGAUGGCAAAACUCAGGUGAGUCCUCGGCUGCUGCAUCCCGCACCGCCACCAGCGUGCUGGUGGCACUGGGACACGUCCUCCUCCUCCUCCUCCUCCUCCUUGUUCUGGCUUGAGGACGCUCUGCGGUUGACAUCUCUCCUCGUCUCAUCACCCCCCGCUGCAGGACCAGUGCCUGGAUGAGGCCCCCAAACUGGCUGGAUGAAGAAAGGUGUGGUUGCUCAAGGGACCCGUCACAACCAGUGUCCUUCACACCAGCACCCACUGUCUUGUCCACCGCCACCUGCUUCCCACCAGCCCAGUCCCUGGCCCCUGCCUUCAGAGUUGCCUCAGUUUCUCUCCUCACCUUUUCUGCUUGGCUUUAAUCAGAGGUCACGUUCUCCAGAUCUGGGCAAAACGGUCAUGAAGUUUGUUGCAAUGGUGUUUUGAGAAGCCCAGCAUUUUAAAUUUCUAAAUUAAUCGUUAUCUACUUGGAAAUCCUCCCCUCCCCGGCCCUCGGGUCUGUGGGGAGACCCAGUCUGAGCCUUUCCUGGGGCUCCCCGUGGAUCUGGGGGGUCCUCGGCCAUCGCCUGCUGGCGGUGAUGCCCUCUGUGGCUCUGAUGAGCAGUGCGGGACAUUGCACAACGUGUUUAGCCUGAAACCAGUUACACCAGCACGGGUGCAACCGGGUGCUGCCCAGCCUGCAGGUCAGAGCUAGCACGGCACCUUUGGCUUUCUCUGCAGGGGGGAGUUUUGCAGCGCAAGAACGGUUUCUUCCUUCAGAA
This is a messenger RNA of Chroicocephalus ridibundus (black-headed gull), 1567 nucleotides long. Its product is annotated as CD48 antigen-like. NCBI's taxonomy places the organism in Eukaryota, Metazoa, Chordata, Aves, Charadriiformes, Laridae. Gene Ontology annotation, biological process: T cell activation. The coding region runs from base 152 to 919 and encodes 255 amino acids. The transcript is spliced from 4 exons. Gene Ontology annotation, cellular component: external side of plasma membrane. The record is from RefSeq and is a predicted model, not a curated record.